GGCGUCUAUUUAAGAGGCAGACAACCGUAGGAGGAACCAUUCUUCUCUCCGUCUCCGCUCAGGCCAAGGACGACUGCCUUUACCAUAGAACCAUAAUGAACGUAACACACUGGGCGCUGGCCCUCCUGCUGGCGCUGAUGGGGGUCCUCACCUCAGUCAGCGCUGAACCCGCCCCUGACCCCGAGCCCUUCAAGAAAAGGAAAGGAGGUCACUACUAUCGCCCAGUCAUAGUGAUGCGCAGCUACGGUGGCGGCUACGGGGGCGGACACGGCGGCGGCGGUUACGGAGGUGGAAAGGGAAAGGGCGGUGGCAUUUUCAAAGGUGGAUUUGGCGGUGGACUCUUCAAGGGUGGAAAGGGUAAAGGCGGAGGCGGCUACGGAGGUGGAAAGGGAAAGGGCGGUGGUGGAUAUGGUGGUGGAAAGGGUAAAGGCAAGGGUGGCGGCUUUUUCAAAGGCUUCCGUGGACUCUUCAAAGGCGGAAAAGGUAAGGGCGGCGGAGGCUAUGGCGGCGGAAAAGGCAAAGGCGGUGGAGGCUACGGAGGCGGCGGACAUGGAGGCGGUGGCUAUGGCGGCGGCGGCUAUGGCGGUGGACAUGGAGGCGGCGGCUAUGGCGGUGGACAUGGAGGCGGCGGCUAUGGCGGUGGACAUGGUGGCGGCGGCUAUGGCGGUGGAUAUGGAGGCGGCGGCGGCUACGGGCGGUAAGGAUGCACCAUCACAACACCAUGAGGACUUCACGUGACACCUUAAGUACCAUAACCAUAUUGGGCCACUGACUACAAGCACUCCAAGGGGAACAGUCAUCCUCCUCUCCCCCACCCCCCUCUUCCUCCUCCUCUUCCUCCUCCCCAACAUGGACGUAAACACAACACUGGCUCCCACCUACUAAGAACCUGCGUCUCUUAAUUAAUCAUUCAUACGUCAAAAAAAUAUCAAAACUCUAUUUCAGCGAUCUAUUUCACAUCUACUUAUUCUUGAGAGGUUAAGAAUAUUUUCGUCAUUCUUGUUCAGAGGGAAAAUUUUACAGUAUAGUCAUUGAUAUAUAUUUUGAAUUGUAGUUUAUUUUAUUACCUGGAUAUAAUUACAAGCUUUUAAGUGUAAUUUUAUGGCCUUUAAGUUCCAUCACCUUUAAGCUUCGUUCCACAGUUUGUAAGUUCUAUUUCACCCGUUCCAUCAUCUGCAAGUUCUGUUUCACCCGUUAUAUCGCCUGCAAGUUCUGUUCCACCCGUUCCAUCAUUUGCAAGUUCCGUUCCAUCCGUUCCAUCGCCUGCAACUUCUGUUCCGCCCGUUCCAUCGCCUGCAAGUUCCGUUCCACCCGUUCCAUUACCAACAAGUUCCGUUCCAUCCGUUCCAUCACCUUUAAGUUCCGAGCCAUCCGUUCCAUCACCUGCAACUUCUGUUCCACCCGUUCCAUCACCUGCAAGUUCCGUUGAUUUGCUUUAUUUUCACUUGUUAAAGCUGGAAAUUCAAAGUUUUCCUCACUUGUUCAAAGCUGAAAGUUCAAAAUAUCUCUUCCAUACAUUUGUUCAUACCUGGAGCCUUGGAGAGUCUCCCUAACACCUGUUCAUAAUAAUUGUUCUUAGUUCAUUUAGUUUUUCUCAACUGAAACUACAAUAUUUCGUCACCUUACAAAUGACAUCAAGCAGUCUUUCUCUAUAGUCUAUAUCGCAGAUAACUUCCCUAUAGUCAGGUAGAUAUCUUACGUUGUCAUUUUAUCUAGGUAUUCCUAUAAAUUACUAAAUGAAAAAGGAAUAUCCCAUCCACAUUCACACACUGAAAGAAUUAAAUCUGGUUCUAAGAUCUCUAAACUCAAAAGAUACUAAGACAUUUUUGCCAGCAUCACAGACGUAGCCUGAGUGUUUGCUUAUAUUUGUGCCCGAUGAGUCUUGUCUUCAUGUCAGUCACAGGUGCCCGAUGGGUCUUGUCUUCAUGUCAGUCACAGGUGCCCGAUGGGUCUUGUCUUCAUGUCAGUCACAGGUGCCCGAUGAGUCUUGUCUUCAUGUCAGUCACAGGUGCCCGAUGGGUCUUGUCUUCAUGUCAGUCACAGGUGCCCGAUGGGUCUUGUCUUCAUGUCAGUCACAGGUGCCCGAUGGGUCUUGUCUUCAUCUUGUCUACGUUGUGAAUUGUAUUUUUGUUUGUCUAUCCAAUAUUUGUAAAUUUUGUUUAUAAUAAGAUAUGUGAAAAAUAUUA
Molecule: messenger RNA, 2186 nt
Organism: Homarus americanus (American lobster)
Lineage: Eukaryota; Metazoa; Arthropoda; Malacostraca; Decapoda; Nephropidae
Product: acanthoscurrin-2-like
Exons: 2
Coding region: 96-701 (201 amino acids)
Source: RefSeq, a predicted model, not a curated record